Molecule: messenger RNA, 780 nt
Organism: Tilletiopsis washingtonensis
Lineage: Eukaryota; Fungi; Basidiomycota; Exobasidiomycetes; Entylomatales
Product: RNA-binding domain-containing protein
Exons: 4
Molecular function (GO): RNA binding
Source: RefSeq, a predicted model, not a curated record
AUGUUCAUCGGCGGCCUGAACUGGGAGACCACAGACGAGGGCCUGAAGCAGUACUUCAGCCAGUUCGGGCGCGUGUCGCACUGCACCAUCAUGCGCGAGGCCGGCACGAACCGCUCGCGCGGCUUUGCGUUCCUGGCAUUUGCCGAGCCCGCCACCGUCAACGUCGUCAUGGUCAAGGAGCACUUUCUCGACGGCAAGAUGAUCGACCCCAAGCGCGCCAUCCCGCGAGGCGACAGUGCAAACGCCGCCACGUCGCGCUGCUUCGUCGGCAGUGUGCCGCAGAGCGCCACGUCCGAGGUCUUCCGCAAGACGUUUGAGCCGUUCGGCACGCUCACCGAGUGCAACAUGCUGCUCGACGGCGCCACGGGCCGCCCGCGCGGCUUCGGCUUCGUCUCGUUCACCGACGAGGCGAGUGCGCAAAAGUGCAUGGGCUCGCAGCCGCUGUACAUCAAUGGCGAGCAGAUCGAGGUCAAGCGUGCACAGCCGCGCGGCGAUGCGCGCAAGACGAGUGCGACGGACGGCGAGCGGCGGCCUCUGCGGCGCGACGGCGGCAGCGGCAGCUACGGCGCCGACGGGCUAGGCGGCUCUCCGGCGCAGCAGCAGCAGGCGGCGCCCCUCGGCGGCGCUGUCGCAGGCGCAUUCGACCCGCACGCCAUGGCGGCCAUGUUCCAGCAGACGGGCUGGGGCGCCAACUUCAACCCGCUGCUCAUGCAGCAGAUGAUGAUGGGCGGCAUGGGCAUGAUGCCGGGCAUAGGCGGCAUGCCGGGCAUGCAGGGCAUG